GACAAUUAUUUGGGGACUUUUUGUGUUUGUGAUUUAUUUGCUAAAAAGCAGAAAUUGUGGAAUAAUAAACUUCUGUUAUUAUUUCACACAAAUCACCAGAAAUAUACGUUUCUAAAGUAAAAACAUUAUUAUCUUAAAAAUUUUAAAUUUUUCAAAAAAUUUCAAGUGUUUACAAGUCAAAAUAAAAAAAUUUUAAAAAACUGGUAGAAAAAAAUGGAAAAUCAAGAAAAUCCACCCACAGACGAGGAUGAAUCCCAGAUGGAUCCAGUUCAGUCAGUUAAUGUGCAUGUCAAUAAUGUAAUAUUCAAAGAACAAGUGACAAAAAUUAACGGCAAUCAGUAUGAAAAUAUGUUUGCUGAAAAAACAAAACAUGAUGGCAUACAUGAUAAAUGUAAAAUUUUACGAGGCAAAUUGUCUAAUCAUUUACGUAGUGUUGAAAAGGAGCAGGAAGCAGCCAACCAUUUUGGGAACAUUUCGGCCACGAAUGAUCUUCGCGUCAAUCAAGCAAUGAAAAAAUUGCGGAUAAAAAUAUCUAAUGCCACGACCAGUGAAUCGCACACAAAUGGAGGAAGUUGUAUGACAAAUUCGCACAAAGUAAACUACAAAGAGGUUUAUGCGUUAGGAAGUCACAAAACAAAACAAGAGCUUCUAAAAAUUGUCACAGGCCUUCAAUUGUUGUUAUCUAAAUUGACAAUAAAUAAUCAUCCGUUAAAACGGCACGCACAACAUCUUGCUCAGAAUAUACCACAUUUAAAAGACUUCCCUUUGUUUGAUAUGCAAUCAGAUAUUGAUUCAAGACCCUCUACCUCAGCUGGUAACCGUAAACAUUAUGAAUCCGACCCCUCUGUGAAUAAUAGACCGCGUCGAGAUUCAGAGAUGUCGAGCGUGAGUAGUGCGAGUACGCAAAAGGAAACAGCUGCCACGGCUACCAAUGGUAAGACGAAUGGUGAGGCGAAAAAGAAACGUAAUCGGAAAUCGAAAAAUAAAGAAACGACUCAGGCAAGUGAACAUGACUCGUUUACCAAAUAUGUGAACGAUAUUGUGGCUGAAUAUUUGGGUGAAAACCAAACGGAAAAAAUUGAAAAGCUGAAAUUUUCAUUGAGUGAUAUUGAUCAUUUGGAGGCAUAUGCUCAAAAUUUAGUGCAGGGAGGCUUAGGUCGUAUUGUUGAAGAAGAGAUUCGUAUUAACCGUAAGAAUAAUCGUCAGGCUUUUGUUGCUCUGAACACUGACAGAGAAGGUGGUGAGAGGGAUGGCUUUAUACUAUUACCGGUAGCACGGCGGUAUGCUUUUGAAGGUGAUGUUGUUCGGGCUUUCGUCAUGAACUCCGGUGGCGGUGGGGGUUGCACGACUCAAUCGCAAAACUCAAAGAAGGCUAGCAGAAAAUCUGAGAACAUAUUUGGUGGCAAAGAUCACUCAUUUAGUUUACAAGAGGAAGAAAAUAUAUAUGAUGAUACUGAAUCGUCCCCAGAUACUGAAUUAGAGGACGUAACCGAUUUAUUGGAUACUUCAGCUGUUGUGAUUUCCGACAAUUGCCCUAAAGCAUUUGUUAUUUCAAUCGUGAGGCAAACUGAAUUGCGCCAAAUUGUCGGUACCAUUUGUUUUAAAAGUUCAACCAAACUACUAAACGAAAAAAGUUAUUAUAAAUUACGACCGCAUGAUAUGAGAGUACCUAUGAUGUAUGUCCCUGUGGAAUCAUGUGCUGACCAUAUAACGCCGGAAAACAAAAGUGAAAUUUGCGGCAUAUUGUACUUGGCUCAAAUUUUGGAGACAGACAUUAACGGUCGUUGCAUAGGCGAGCUAUUGCGGCCGGUUGGCAAAGUAGGUAACUUAGAGGCUGAAAUCAAAGCUAUAUUACUGCAAAAUGGAUUAAAGGAUGUGCAGCCAUACGAUCAAAAAUAUCAAGAUAUGUUUGAUAGACCUUUGUCACCUAUCAGCGAUAAGGAAUUAAGUACGCGUCUGGAUUUGCGACAGCAAUGUAUAUUUACGAUUGAUCCGUUGACAGCUCGGGACUUAGAUGAUGCCGUUUCUAUAGAGAAAAUUAACGACAACGAAUACGAAAUUGGGGUGCACAUUUCGGAUGUGUCACAUUUUCUGCUCGAAAAUAGCGACUUAGAUAAUAUUGUAAAGGAAAGAGCUACCUCAAUAUAUCUUGUUACCGAAGUAAUACAUAUGCUACCUCAGUCCUUGUGUGCUCGUUGCUCAUUAUUGCCAGGCGAAGACAAGUAUGCAUUUUCGGUAUUUUGGCGUGUGAAUUUGGAGGGUGAGCAAAUGGGUAAACCACGAUUUACGCGCUCUCUGAUCAAUUCGUGCUCCCAAUUUGCUUACGAGCACGCCCAAAAAAUUAUAGAUAAUCCAAAUGAAAACUUUGAUGUUCACGACUUGCCAGAAAUUCACAAUAAUUGGACACCUUCAGAUCUAAGGUGGAGAAUUAUAACUUUGCAUAGGAUCGCACAAAACCUAAGAGCUCAGCGCUAUGAGAAAGGUGCUUUAUCGAUAAAUAAUCCCAAAUUGCAUUUCACUCUCGAUGCUGUAAGUGGUGAACCGGUGUCCUAUGAGGUCGAAAGCCGAGAGGAAGCCAAUUUCCUUAUAGAGGAAUUUAUGUUAUUGGCCAACCAAUCGGUAGCCCGUUUUAUAUAUAAUCAUUUUCCGGAUACUUCAAUACUACGUAAUCAUGCGUCUCCGCUUUCAAAAUCUAUGAAAAGUCUACGUGAACGCCUAUUAUCUUUGGGAUUAGACUUUGAUAUUAGGUCUUCAAAAGCAGUUUACGCGAGUAUGCAACGCCUAUGUAGAGAAGCGAGUGAUCCGAAAGCCAUGGAUGCAUGCUUGAAUACAUUAUUGACAAAACCAAUGGCUCGUGCUCGUUAUUUUUGUAGUGAAGGCAAGGCUGAGACUGAAUUUUGGCACUACGCUUUAUCCAUACCAAUAUAUACACAUUUUACUAGUCCAAUCAGGCGAUAUCCUGAUAUUUUAGUGCAUAGAUUAUUGGCUGCUGCCCUCAACUAUUGCCCGCCGCCUCAACGCACCAGCGAAGAAUUGCAUUAUUUGGCUAAAGUGUGUAAUGAUCAAAAGUUUAACGCCAAAAAUGCGGGUGAUGAUUCUGUUAAUCUAUUCUUUAAACGUUAUAUCAAAGCCAAACAGUCGCUAACGCUCAAGGCUGUAGUUACUGAGAUCUAUCAGCAUUUAGUUAAUGUCGUGACGAUCGAAACGGGUCACACUAUUGCGAUUAAUUAUAAAAUGCAAAAAGUGCUUGUUGAUACCACGCAUGUGCCCUCAUAUAUUACGGUCAUUGAGAAAAAUUCUACAAAGCCCCCGAUAAAAUUACAACUUUUCUCAACGAUUGAGAUCAAGUUGGUCGUUUGGGAUAAUAAAUUGUGCGGUUUUUUGGCUUCCCCGGAUCCUAAACAACGACAUUUGAAUAGCAUGGGAUCAUCUUCGACCUCAGCAAAAAAGGAGAAACAUUAUUAUAGCAUAUCUACUAAUGAUAUGAACGGUGACAAUAUUCAUGUAACAGCAAAAAAUCGCCCCAAUAAUGCUGUGUCCGAAAAUGAAGAUAGUAGCAAACCAACUACCACUUCCAAUUCAAUCAGCUCAAGACCGUGUAAGAAAAAGAAGAAAAACCGCAGAAUAUAUCAAUGGCAUACGAUGCCUUCUGAAAUUCCCGAACCUAAUUAAUUUGAUUAAUAUUACAUUUGUCACUUUUUUAAAAGUGACAUAUGUAUGCGUCAAGGCGCAUUUUUGUGAGCGUAUGAAAUUCAUAUUUUUAAACACAUAUAUUUUUACCUAUAAAAUUUUAUUUUAAACUCAAGUAAUAAUUAGAAAAAAAAAUCACAAGGACAGGAUAGUAAAAAUUAUCUAUCUUUUUUAAACUUUAGAGUUUACUCGGACUUUUUAACCGCGUAAAAUAUAUGCCGCAAUUAAACGAAAAAAAAAAAUUAUUGUAAAAGACAGAUUAAAUUAAAUCCGAUGAGAGAAACAAUUGUGAAUGGUAAAAAUUUCAAUUCUGCUUUGUUUUAAUACUACUGUAAUAUUUUCUGUUUGUUUUAAUUUUAAAUAAAACAAAUUGUUCUAUUUUCAAACGCAUACAGAAUUUACGUUGAUUUUCCCUUAUAGUAUACCGCGAGUUAAACAUUGGACAUUUUUUAUAGUAAAAAUUGUAAAGUUAAUAGAUCGCUUCGGAUCAUUUUAGAUUAAUCAGUUUACAUUAACAUUUAAGAGCUUUUAAUUAUAAGUAUUUUAAUCUACUUUUUUUAAAAGUAUUGUUCCGCUUCUCAUUCGAACUUUAUCAAAUCGUUUAAUGAAAUCAGCGAACUUACAUAUAUUAGGUAAGUUGAUGAAGUUCGAUUAAGAUACGGACCGAAACAACCUAUUGUUUUGUGUUUUGUAUUAUGAAAUUUUGACGUUUAAAAUGUUAUCGCAAGAAUAUUAUAUGAGCAAAAUGUGAUAUUUAAACUCGCUCCUUAUUCGAAUUUCCAGUCGUUUACUCAAGCUUAUCUUCUCUUUGUGAAUUCAAUGCCUUUUUCAUUUUCGAUUAAAAAGCAAUCCGAAAUUUGUAAUCUUCCCCAGAGACGUUUAAACGUGUUGUAUUGCGUGAGUAAGUGUCCGUCAAUUUUCUAGUAAAAAAGUUCCCGAUAUCGUAGAUUUUCGUGGCGAACGAUUCCUCAACUCCGUGUUAUAGUUAUUUGAGCUUAGAUAUCAUAAUGCAUCCACUGCUAAUCGCUCGUAAAGACUUGACAGCAAUAUCGUUUGAAUUGAACAGAAAAAGCAAAGUUUUCCAUAAAUUGUCUUUUUUGGCACCAAACUAUACCUAUUUAAAGCUCGAAGAAACUAUUUUUUUUGUAUCGCUUUAGUAUGCUAACUAUCGCUUUAGUAUGCUAUCUAUGCAUAUUACAUAUAGCUUAAAGCUAGUGCCUUUAAGUGAAGAAGUCGCACUUGUUUUUCAGCGGUAUACAGUAUUCGAUGCGUUUUCUCCUAAAAGAAAGCCAGAAUGAUAUCCACACAUCCAAAUUUACAUCUCAUGAGUAAAAUCAAUGACUGAGUUAAACACUUUGGUGAAGUUUGAUUAAGAAAUUGAAAUACUUCAUCCUGCGAUCGCUAUUAAUUGAUUUAGUUCUUGAUUAAUAUUUUAUUUCCAGGUACUCUUCAUAAAAGUAAAAGUCUUAUGAAACAAUUUUAAGGCCAUUUACUUCAAUAAAACCUUAAAUAAACGAAAAUUCCUUGGAAUAGAUUGUGUUUUAUAGAAGUUUUUUAGCUUCUAUAACCGUGAAAAUAAAUUGAAAAACCCUUUAAUGGACUACACUACUGCCAUAUAAUAUUAAUAACAACGAGAAAAUAAAUCUCUUGCAAUUCUUUCUUUCACAUCAUUGUUAAUAGCAGCAAGCAUUAAUCUGAGGGUUUCUGCUUGAAAAGAACAAAGAUUAUGUAUGUUUUAAAAGGAAAUUUUAUAUUAGAGACCAAUUGUUAUGUUUUUAUAAUAGCAAAUUAAAUUUUUUUAAGUU
Molecule: messenger RNA, 5495 nt
Organism: Glossina fuscipes
Lineage: Eukaryota; Metazoa; Arthropoda; Insecta; Diptera; Glossinidae
Gene: Dis3l2
Product: DIS3-like exonuclease 2
Exons: 3
Coding region: 214-3672 (1152 amino acids)
Biological process (GO): miRNA catabolic process; mRNA catabolic process
Cellular component (GO): exosome (RNase complex); P-body
Molecular function (GO): RNA binding; 3'-5'-RNA exonuclease activity
Source: RefSeq, a predicted model, not a curated record